Molecule: messenger RNA, 6661 nt
Organism: Schistosoma haematobium
Lineage: Eukaryota; Metazoa; Platyhelminthes; Trematoda; Strigeidida; Schistosomatidae
Gene: FAM63A
Product: Ubiquitin carboxyl-terminal hydrolase MINDY-1
Exons: 10
Coding region: 144-1787 (547 amino acids)
Biological process (GO): protein K48-linked deubiquitination
Cellular component (GO): cell periphery; cytosol
Molecular function (GO): K48-linked deubiquitinase activity; cysteine-type carboxypeptidase activity; cysteine-type deubiquitinase activity
Source: RefSeq, a predicted model, not a curated record
AUUUUUUAAAUGUUUCGGAACAUAUCUUUAGUGUACACACGUAAAGGGAUUUACUUUUGCUUCUUCAUUGGGAUUACCGUCAACUCUACUGUGCUUUCAGCCAGUCGACCACAUGGAUUCUGAAGAAAGCGAACAAUGAAGAAAUGGCUUCAACUUCAAAGUCAAAUGAAGAUUCCUCAGCUACUAAUCCAGACGACGAUUCCCUAAAGUGUAUAACUGGACAACAGAACGUUACACCAAGUAGAUUUAUUAAGAGUCAGCCGAAAACUGAUGUUUCGCUUGGUUUUUCAAAUUCAAACCUGACUGAUGAAAAAAAUUUGAAAGGAUCCAGUAAUACUCCACAAGUAUUUCUGAGUACUUCACUUCCAUGUCUUUUUGAAAACCCUUUGAGCUUGAACUCGAUUUCUAAAUCUCUUCCUGUUUUAUAUCAAAUCAAUAAUCAUACUGUACAUUCAGAGAAUGAAUUGUCGGUACAUAUUAAGGACAAAAAUGAGAGUAUAUUUAUUCAACCUGACAACUCGCCAAAAAAUAUCCAGUUAACUAAAUCUGAUUCAAAUGAAUCGUUGAAUCAUUUAAAUACAAUGGAAUUGAUAAGUAAUUUAAACACUUCUAUAAAUAAUAAUAAAUCUAAUUGUCUACCUAUAAUUGAACCGAAUAAAUUACUUAAUAACAUACCAAAUACAUCAAAUGUUGAUUCAUUAUUAAUUAAAGAAUUAGAAAAUUCUAUAUAUCAUAUUAAAUGGAUUAAAUUUAAUAAUCAAACACGUCCAAUUAUAACACAAAAUAACAAUGGUCCAUGCCCAAUGAUUGCUAUAGCAAAUGUACUUUUAUUACGUGGAACAAUUGAUUUAUCAAAUGAUAGUGAAUUAAUCAGUGGUAAUCGUUUAUUGGCUAUUCUUAGUGAACUACUUUUAUCGAAAGCUCCUAAUGAUCUUGAUUACGACCAACAAAUUAAUUAUGAGUCGAAUUUCCGUGAUGUACUUUGCUUAUUUCCCAGUUUACAAACUGGACUUGAUAUAAAUAUCAGGUUUACUGGUGUUGCAGAUUUUGAGUACACUCCAACAUUAAGCUUAUUUGAUUUGUUCAACAUACACAUUUAUCAUGGUUGGCUUGUGGAUCCUGAUGAACAUGAUUUAGCUGCAACUGUUGGUAAUCGAACUUAUAAUCAAUUGACUGAAGAGUUACUCCGAUUAGAAUCAUCUGAUAAUUAUGAGGAUUUAAAAAGAAGUAUACUUGUUGAAUGGUUUCUAAAUGAAAGCGGUUCACAGUUAACUUUUCAUGGUCUAAGCCAGCUAGUUACAACUUUACACGAUGAAGAAUUGGCUGUGUUUUUUCGAAAUAAUCACUUUAACACCAUAUUAAAGCAUAAGGAUUCAAUAUUUGUAUUAGUCACAGAUAUGGGUCUUCUCAAUGAACCAAAUAUUGUUUGGGAGUUAUUAAAUGAUUUAGAUGGUGAUACACAGUUUGUUGAUUGUUCAUUUCAAUUAUUUUGUCCAACAACAUCUGAUUCAUCAAUUCGAAAGACAUCUGAUGCUGUUCGUGUUAUUACAAUUAAAUCGGAUAAAUUGGAUUCAAAAUCUAGAACCGAUUGUAAAAGUACUAGUAAUAGUAAUAACAGUAAAGAUAAUUUUGUCGAAAAACAAUACUAUCCUGAUUCCGUACCUGUGUAUAAUCUCAGUGAGGGUAAUUCGACUUCAUUAGAUUAUGAUUUAUGCAAAAUACUUCAAGAAGAAGAAAUCAGAGCUUCAAAUCAAGAUCCAGAAACAUUUUGGAAAUUAUACAAAUAAAAUAUUUACCUCAGCUUGUAUUUGUUCUUCCUCUAUGCUUCACAUUUUUUUACGUGAAUAUCGUCGUAGUGGUUAGUAGCCGUUCAAUAUAAAUAAUUAGUUACUAACUAAUAACAUUUUCCUGAGAAUUAUCGAUAUAUAUAUAUAUAUAUAUAUAUAUAUAUAUAUAUAUAUAUAUAUAUAUAUAUAUGGAUAAAACCUCAAAUUGUAGAAUACAUCACAAAGAUAUUCAAAAUCAGAUUCAUUUAGUAUUGUUUUUUUCCAUGUCUGAUUUAUAUUGCUAUUAUUAUUUUUAUUAUUAUUUUUUAUUAUAAAUCUUCUUAUACUUUAUAUAUACGUAAAUAUUUCUCACUAGUUUAAUCACCUACUAUUAUUCAUUAUUAGUGCCAAUUGCACAAUAGUAACAAUAUGAUGUGAAUUUUGACAGCAAUGAUUAUAAAAAAUAACUCUUGUUAAAAAACAAUACCUCUUUCAUUUGUUAUACUUAUUACUCUCUGUUAAAGAAAACUUAUUUUCUCUUAUACAUUCGUUUCACUUGAUAUCACUUUGAACAUUUGGUUUUUUAGUUUUUAUUUCAAGAGUCCAUUUCUGUUUUGUGAUAGUUGUUUACUCAUAGAUUUUUAUUUUCUUUGUAUCUUGUCGUUUUUCUCCUAUCUCUUGCCUCUGCACAUUUCUAGAAAAAAAGAGUGAAAAGGCAUGAACAUUGCACAGAGUUAUUGUGAUGAUUAUUUUUAUAAAACCGAAAAAAAAGAAAUAAAUUAAACAUUUACUCUUUUCGUCUUUUCUAAACUUUCACUGCUGCUCAUCUUUAUUCCAUGAAGGGAAAAUUACAAAAUAUCAAUUAGUGUAUUGUUUUUUUUAUAAAUUCAAUGUAGAUCUUCCUAUUUACUAUGAUUGUGUUGUGUUUUGUUUGAUUUUUUUUUUCUAAAUAUUUAUUAAACAAUUUAUAAUUUGUUUAUUUUUCAACCAUUGUUCUCUAUCAUCAUGAUAAUAAUGAUGAAAAUGAUUAGUUUGUAAACUGAUUUUGUUAACAAUAAAAUCAGUAUGCAUAUAUUCAUCAGUAUUAUCUGGUUAUGUACUUCUGUUUUUUUCUUCAUUUGUUUCUUUUCUCCUUUCUACAUAUUUACUCACAUUACCCGUAAAUGUAGAUUUUUUUUUACAGAAAAAUCGUAUCAUUUUGUUAUCCCACUUUUUUUCUGUGUAUAUACACAAUCAUUACCGUUAUUGUGUGAAGUACAUUACGUAUAUAUAGACUACUUAGAUAUAUGAAUAUAUUGAUAAUGAUGGUAUCUACGUUGUUUUUUUCUUUGUUUCCUUGUUGGUUAUUUGCAUGGUUACUUAUGUAUUUUUUUCUUUUCAGAAUAAACAGCAUACUAAAGUAUUGUUUUAUUUUUCAAUAUGAAUGAAUUUUUGUACAUUACAUAAUGUUGUUUGUUGUAUAGUUCAUAUUUUAAUUUAUUUGACCUAUUGUAAGGUUUGUUAUUGAUUGUUGCCUUAUGACUACUAUUAGUACUAUUCAGUGUUCAGAAGAUGAUCGAUCGGAUUAUAUUUGAUGAUCUUCAAUAUUAUAUAAUUAAAAAUAAAAUUGUUUAGUUAGGUAAGUGUACAUGACAUUAAACAACACUGCUCACAUAUAUCAAUUUGGGUUCAGUAUGAACACACAUAUACACGUAAAUUUCUUCCGAAAGGUGUCCUAUGCAUUUAUGUAAUUAAGUGAACUUUUGAAACAGAACGACCAGUAAAUUCGAUGUUAUAUAUAUAUAAUUAUUUUCGUAAAUAGAUUAGGAAAUAACAUUUGUUUACUUGAAUAACUUGUUAUUAUUUAACUUUUUAAAAAAUGUUUAUCAUGGAAGGACAUUAACUUUGUCCUUGUUAGAAGUUAAACUACAUCUACAGAAUUAAAACAAGGAUUUUUAGGUUUUUCAUCCAGUAUAAUACUUUUAAAUCGCUGAAUUGGAAUCCAGUCUCCUGUGUUUUCAUAACUACAAAAGUAUCAUGUUCAUCACAUGACGCGACUGUAUUACAGUCCUUGAAUUAAAACAAUUGAGAAGUCCAAAACUGAAUUGAAGUAGUUGUUCAGCACACACACUCCCAUACAUAGUCAUUUUGAAGCUGAUUUCAUCAGCGAUAGAAGCUAAUUUCAAAAAGAAUUUAGUUAAGUGCAUUGCUACAAUUUUAUUGAAAUGUAUAAUUUAAGGUAAUUAUUGGCAGAUACCGAAACUAUCUGAAGUUAUCCAUAUAAGUCUUAGGAUAAACUGUUUGUUAUUAUCAUAUUGGUUGGAUGCUUGUUUCAUAUCUUGCUCUUCAUGUUACUGUAGCUUUAUUAAUCUUAACCUGUUAUUGUCAAUAUCGUAAUCAUUCUGAAACUUAUUAGUUGGUUCUGUUUAGAAAGAUUUAUUGCACACCAGUUUAUUUUUUCAACAGAUUAGUCACAUUUUUGUGAAAUCAUUUUUAAGUUAAGCACUUCUUUGUUCUAAUUUUUAAAGCAUUUAAAAUGAUUGUAGUACUGGAUUUUUAAAACUGUAACGUUGAUUAAACUUACUGCUCAGUGUUCAACACGAUAACUAUUACUUUUGUGUAUAUUAUUGUCCUUUUAAAACUUUUUAAGCAGACUUCCAAUGACCUGUUGUUUGUUUACAUCUCCACUUUCUACCCAUAGAGAUUAACUUAGUUCUAGCAUCCAGAAAUUAUAAUAUACACAUGUCAUUACCACUUAAAAAGCUUUUUUAGUCAUUUUUUCGAUUUAAACGUAUUUCUAUGUAUUUUACUAGAUGUAGGAAAGUCACAUCAGGAGGCCCACUUAGAUAUCAGUUCGGGGAUGAAAAUGUGAAAGAUAUAUAAAUAUCUAAUCGAUCGUAAAGAAACAAUUCAUUCUGAAAAAGCCUGAAAAGAUAUCCAAACAACUUUAAAUAUAGUAAUUAUAUCUAUCGAUAAAUUAGUUCAAAAGGUUAUGAAAGUCCAAUGAGCAUCUACUAAAGUAAUAAAUUCUUAAAAAUUAUCCUGACAGGCUUGGGGGACGGUGAAGAGUGACAACUCAUAAUCAAACUAACAACGGGUUCAUAUAAUAAUUACGAGCAUUGGUUGGGCAACGAAAGCAAAAUAGAUGGAACAGGUAGUGCAAUAGGUAACACUAGACAACUCUACUGACUGAACAAGCAAACAGGCAUUAAAAAAGCAGGUGUUAGUAAGGCUCUUUUGGAAAAGGACGGAUCUACCAUUCACUCUCAAUCUAUGAGAUUAGAUAUAUGGGUGGAACACUUCGGGUAGCAGUUCGACUGGUCUUAAGCUACCCUUCAGUUACCCCCAAAUGCCCUAGUAUGGCCGAGGGUGCGGGGAUUAGCUCGCAAUGCUCUCACAUAGCCACGCGUAUACAACCACUGCCAGGGAAUUCCUAUUAACUGCCUUCUCGUAGCGGGGGUGUUGUUUACGAAGUUGAGAGGACGAAAAGCGAGUGUUCGGCGCUUUAACCGGGUUGGUGAACUCAGAGGGUCCACCUAGGGGAGUUGGAAAACCCUGAUUCCAAACCGAUGGUGAACAUAGGCUCCAGUAUCCUGAGAGAACAAAUGGCGUAUAAAUCAAUCGUUGGUCACCGGCUAACAUGGGACUGCAUCUCCUGACGCUGCUCCGCUGCCUUGUGAAUCAGACCUUUGGGUCGAAGGCUCGGGGUGUCGUCUCCUAAGAAAACCACCUGCUUCGAUCUGGGCACCCGGUCAGUAUCACAGCCCGCACGCAAAUCAGGUGACUUGUGUGGCGCAUAUGUAUUCGGUUUCCUUAUGUACCAACAUUUAUGUGUUCAAAUAAAUAAAUAUCCCUAAUAAACUCGAAUGGGAAAUUUACAAAAGUCCCUUAAAUUACUGACCACUCACUAUAAUUGUAUUCCUUGAUAAUAAUGCAGGAUUUUACUCUGCCGAGCAAGAGGUUAUAUAUCAAUGUUUACCAUUGAAAUAGGUACAUACACCUGAUGUAAACUCUCUAACUAGAUACUACCAGUCGAGUUAUAUCCUAGUGAUCAUAGAUGUCCCCUCAGAAAUAUACUUUCGCUACCUAAAUUUUCAGGGGUGGCAUCUCAGGAUGUUCUCUUGCUGACUUAGAACACUCAGCUGACAUAAUUCUAUUAAGCGAAAACACUGAUAAAAUGCAGAGUUUUCUGAUCUUCAUGAAUAAUAACGUUAGCAUGUCGAACUUGUAAUGGGAGUGAAGCAGCUGAGUUAUUUGACCGUUUCGUCGGCCCUGGAGGGUUUGUAUCCAAAGAAAUCUUGGAAUGAAUUCAAAAAACCCUAUUGGUUCCUGCCAACAUACGUCACUCGUUGCGUAAGCGUAAUGUCUAUUUCCCAAUUAAAGGGUGUGUAUACUGCUCUGUUCUCCCUUGUGGCUGUGGAACAUAGUCUAUGGGAGCUUGGAGUGAUACACAUCUGUGCUAGGUUCUGUGAUGAUGACGUCUGUCUGUCUGCCAAUGUAUCAUGUUACAAGUGUUUAAUUAUUUGUGAAAUUAAUGAAAAAAAAAGAUAUUUACUACUCAAUCGACCAAUAAAAUACGUCUAGACAAUAAACUCCCAAUAUAUAUUGUUCGCUUUUUGCUGCGCCUUUUCUCUCAAUAAACGUUGAUUUUAAUUGUACCUGUGAUAUAUAUUGUUGUUCUCACAAUUUUGGCAUGAGAUUAUCUAGCCGUGAUUUUGUAACUCAAUUGACACUAUGCCUUUGUUGGGUUAAAUGAAGUGUAUUUAAUAAUUAUUUUGAAAUAAUGUUUCCAUAAUUUCAUCUUGAAACAUUGAUUACUAAAAUAGUUUAUAUGUUUAAAUCUUGACCAUAUUGUUUUUAUCAUUGAUCAGAAUGAUAAUUCACUUUCUUGUUAGGUUCAGGUUUUCAGUUAUUAC